Messenger RNA from Arctia plantaginis, 2391 nucleotides. The record is from the annotation of a GenBank genome assembly. Lineage: Eukaryota; Metazoa; Arthropoda; Insecta; Lepidoptera; Erebidae.
AUGUCGAAAAGAUUCUACUAUCCCGAACAGCAAGGUGAAAGAAAGAAGGCUAAACUCGAUGUUAGCAUAUCUGAUCACAACUUUCCUCUAAGUCAAAAUAAUGAACUCAACAGAGAAACUGAAGAUAACAAUUGGGGUGAUGAAAACGACGAUGAAAUCCUACUUCUUGCGAGCCAGGCUUGUGAAGAAGCAUACGGCAACAAUGACAUAAGUCACUUACCAGACUACAGUAUGUGUAUGCAACCAGGAUCCACAAGUACCCAGUUAAAUCCACAACCAAGCACAUCUAAGUCUGAAUUUACAUUCAAAAAACCUUCAUUCAACUCACCAUUAGCUGUAUCAACUCAUUUAAAAGAGAAAUGCAAUAGGAUAUCUUCACCAUUGCCAGGAAUAACUUCUAAAGUCAUUUCUAAAACAAAUGAGUACAAUAAUUCAUCCAAGUACUGUUCCUACAACGAUAGAGUCCUUCAGAGUCAUGAUACUGACUACAUUAGCAAGCAAUUGCUACAAUUACAGGAAGAAAACUCUAAAUUAAAGUCAGAAAAUGGUAAAUUGUUAGACAAAUGUGUGACUAAAGAAGGUGAGGCAUCUAUAUUAAGAACACAGUUGAAAUCAUGUCAGUCUGCAGUUGACAACGCAAGGUUGGAGAAGAUAAAAGCUCAAGAGAAGGUCCAGAUAGAGUAUAAUGAAAAAUUAACUGCUGCAAACAGCCAGAUUCAUGAUUUAAAGACCCAGUUGGAUUUUAAGAAUCUAGAAAUAAUAAGUGUUAAAGAAAAAUGCAAGAAAUUGGAAUCAACAAAAGUAAAAUUGACACAAGUGACCGUUGGCAACAAUGAUAUAUCUCAAAGGUACAAUAACAAUACAAUUCUGAAUGAUUCAUCAGUAAGUUCAAAUAAAAGGUUCAAAACAACAUCAAGUUGUGUGCAAACUGAAGACAAAAUACAUUUUAUGAAACUUUAUAAGAGAUGCAGUGAUGGUAACGAAUCUACAAACCUCAAUAUGAUCCUGUCAUAUAUACUAGAACCAUCUGUAAACCAACAACAUUCAAUAUUAGACUACCAUGAAAAGCUUCAGAGAAGUACAGAUUUAUCUCAAAACAAAUGUAGGAUAUACAGUACAUUUCAUCGUGUUCCGUCAACUCCUGUACCCAAGGAAACCAGAAGUAAAGUGGUUAUGCGCAGUGUGUAUGAAGAUAUAACUGCAGUGGCUUGUGGAAAUUGUGAUAGGUUGGAGGAGAGAUAUUUUAAUAUUUUUAAUUGUAUAAAAUCUAUUCUUAAUGAGACUGUACUGAAGUUGGAGACGGUCUGCCAACGUGUCACAACUUCAUUUCAGAAAGAAAUGGAUGAAAAGUAUAUCGAAGCCACUUCCAGUUAUGUACAUGUUAGCAGAGAGGAAUUACUUAAAGGCAGAUCAUUGUAUAAAGAAGAACAAGACAUACUAUCAAGAAGAAUGGUUGCCACCCUGGGCUAUAUUGUAGAAACUUCUAGAGGAAUGGAUUGGUUCCUCAAAUAUGAAGCCGGUAGCCCACCACAUAUUAUUGACAUUAUCAAUAGGAUAUGCACUUUAUUGGACAAUUCUUCAUGUGCAAGUCUCUACAGCGGCCUACUCUUAUCGAUAACAACAUUCUCUACUUUCAUAACUUCUCUUAAUCAGGCUAAAGUGAUAGAUAUGAUCAAAACAAUAUUGAUAUCACGACCCAUGCCUUUUGUCGUGACUCACUCACUGUACGUGGUGACUCAGGUGUCGACAUGGGAUGCUUUUAAGAAAGCAUUUUGUCCGGAGAACGGGUCGGGGAACUUGAAGACUGAUUAUGACCAGGGAGUACUGCUAUAUAAGAAAGAUUCAUGUUAUAUACAAGUUCUUCUGAAACAAGUAGAGUCAUGUUUGAAAUGUAUAGAGAAGCAGCAAAUGGUGGAGAAAGUUGUCGAAGUCACACAAAAUCUCAUCAUUCUACAUAGCAAUUUAAGUGACAGUGGAACUUUGGCAAGAGAGAAUUCAAGAUGUGAUUGUCAGCUUGUACUGGUACAAGUAUUAGUUUAUGCUCUUCGUAUUUGCGCUGUGAUGUUACACAGCUUUAGAAAUAGUUCUAUUGUUUCAGAGAAUGGUGCAGGCUUGCCUGAGCACUCGGAGCUGGUGUCGGCGUGUCGGUGCGGCGCGCAGGCGGUGUGCCAGCGCGCGCUGCGCCACGUCGAGCUCGGCUCGCUGCUGGCGCACUGCGAGGGACAUCUCCUCCAUCUGUGCCACCUCCUGGCGGACCUGCCGCAUACUGAACUUUACAGUAAUAUGCUCUCUGAACUGUCGGGGGCAUUAUUAUCAUCUGAAGAUAUGCCGUCAUCAUUCCAUAGACAACCGUGGGUAAAAAGUUUUGCGUCCUUCUCUCUGGCCGAUUAA